GGAACAACCAAUGAGCGGCCGGAUCGUGUCCGGACCAAUCGGCGACAAAGACGCGCCAGGCACGGGAAGGACCAAUCGUAUUGCGCGGUGCUGAUCCGUGAAAUUUGCAUACGCGUCUGUACAAAUAGCGGGCUCUGCGGCCAUUCAGUGUGCUCAGCUUCCUCCGGGUGCCAGAGCGUUGCAGCCAUGCCCGAGCCGGCCAAGUCCGCGCCCGCGCCCAAGAAGGGCUCGAAGAAGGCGGUGACCAAGACGCAGAAGAAGGGCGACAAGAAGCGCAAGAAGAGCCGCAAGGAGAGCUACUCGAUCUACGUGUACAAGGUGCUGAAGCAGGUGCACCCCGACACGGGCAUCUCGUCCAAGGCCAUGGGCAUCAUGAACUCGUUCGUCAACGACAUCUUCGAGCGCAUCGCGGGCGAGGCGUCGCGCCUGGCGCACUACAACAAGCGCUCCACCAUCACGUCGCGGGAGAUCCAGACGGCCGUGCGCCUGCUGCUGCCCGGCGAGCUGGCCAAGCACGCCGUGUCCGAGGGCACCAAGGCUGUCACCAAGUACACCAGCUCCAAGUAGGGCGUCUCGGACCGUCGUUUUUAACCCAAAGGCUCUUUUAAGAGCCACCCACAUACUCCGUAAAAGAGCUUUAACAC
Onychostruthus taczanowskii (white-rumped snowfinch) is the source of this 644-nucleotide messenger RNA. RefSeq names its product histone H2B 1/2/3/4/6. The record is from RefSeq and is a predicted model, not a curated record. The coding region runs from base 187 to 567 and encodes 126 amino acids. Gene Ontology annotation, molecular function: structural constituent of chromatin; DNA binding; protein heterodimerization activity. Gene Ontology annotation, cellular component: nucleosome. The transcript has a single exon. Lineage: Eukaryota; Metazoa; Chordata; Aves; Passeriformes; Passeridae.